AGCGAGAACACAUUUGUCACUGUGCUUCUGAGCAACUUGGGUGACACUUCCGGGAAAGCUCUGCACUGGUCCAAAUGGCACAGGUCCUGUACGUGGCAUUUUUUUCUCUUCUUCUGGCUAAGCUCAGCACUGGCCAGAGAGAAGUAACAGUUCAGAAAGGACCGUUGUAUAGAGCCGAAGGUUACGCUGUCAGCAUUGGCUGCAACGUAACUGGCUACCAGGGACCUUCGGAGCAGCACUUCCAGUGGUCUGUGUACCUGUCCGCUGCCCCAGCCCGGGAGAUACAGAUCGUUAGCACCAGCGACGCCGCCUUCUCCUACGCAGUGUACGCACAGCGGGUGCAAAGCGGAGACAUCUACAUAGAGAGGGUGCGGGGAGACUCGGUGCUCCUGCACAUCUCAAAGCUCCAGGUGAAGGACGCAGGCGAGUAUGAGUGUCACACCUUGAACACCGAUGAGAGGCAGUGGGCUGGGCAUAUUCUCAUCAUUCCCUUGUUUCCAGUUAUUCCAGAUACUCUCUCUGCCACCAUGCGCUCCCAGACUCUCAGUAAGGAGGAAGGCGAACCCUUAGAACUUAUCUGCGAGGCCUCCAAAGCCACGGCUCAACACACCCACCUCUCUGUCACCUGGUACCAGAUGCAGCAAGGCGGAAGCAGCCCACCCACCCUGAUUAUUUCCCUCUCCAGAGAUUUUACAUUGACCCCUGGGCCUUCCUACGUGGAGAGGUUUGCGGCCGGUGACUUGCAGCUCACCAAGCUGGGCGUCUCUGCCUUCAGGCUGUCCAUAGGCCGACUCCAGCCCUCAGACCAAGGCCAGCUGUUCUGUGAGGCGGCUGAGUGGAUUCAGGAUCCAGAUGAAACCUGGAUUUCCAUUACAAAAAAGCAGACAGAUCACACUACGCUGAGAGUCCAGCCAGUAGGGAGAGAUCUACAGGUCAGCAUCAUUGCUGAGAGCGCUUUUGCUGAAGGGAAACCUUUGGAGCUGGUUUGCGUGGUGGUGAGCAGUGGCCAGAACCCGCAGCUGCAGGUCAUCUGGUUCCUCAAUGGGACAGAAGUAGCCCACAUUGAUGCCGGUGGAGUCCUGGAUCUGAAGAAGCCCUACAAAGACAGAGCAAGCCAAGGACAGCUGCAGGUUGCGAAGUUAAGCCCCAAGACUUUCUCCUUCAAGAUUUUCUCUGCAGGCCCAGAGGAUGAAGGCACCUACACAUGUGCGGUGACCGAGGUAGUGAAGACGCCAGUGGGCUCCUGGCAGGAGCUGCAGAGAAAGCAGUCACCAGGCAGCCAGGUGCUCCUGAAAGGGCCAGCAGCAAGACGUGUGGUUGUGUCUACCGAGCAGCAGGCAGUGUGGGAAGGAGAACCGCUCACCCUUCUCUGCAAGACAGAUGGAGCUGAGAGUCGGCUGUCCGUGAGCUGGUGGCACAUCCCACGGGACCGCACCAUGCCCAUGCUUGUAGCUGGCAUGGGGCAGGAUGGCACUGUGCAGCUGGGUGCCUCCGGCAGGGGUCCAAGAAGCCACGGCGACACCAGGCUGGACAAAGUGGACUGGGCUACCUUCCGGCUAGAGCUCACCCUCAGCACGGUCAUGGAGAGUGGGGUGUAUGAGUGUAGGGUGUCUGAGAGAACCCAGAAGCGGGCUGGAGAUCGGUACUGGGCUCACAAUAUUUCGGUGGCUGUAAAAUCUCUAAAAUCGAGUUUACAAGUUAACCUGAUGAGCCGCCAGCCAAAAGUAGAGUUAAUGGACACCCUCAACCUGUCCUGUAUAGUGAAGACCACCUACUCUGGCCCUGCACUGCCGCUUACCGUGACAUGGUGGUUCCAGCCAGCCGGGUCUCGAGUCUUUCAUCAGAUAAUUCAAAUUGCCCAUAAUGGCACAGUUGAAUGGGGAGAUUUCCUGUCCCAUUUCUCUAAGAAGACAAAGGUUUCUCAGGCUUCGUAUCGGUCUCAACUCUUAAUCCAUGAUUCCACUGGGGAAGAGUCAGGCCUGUACCAGUGUCAAGUGGAAGUCUAUGACAGAAAUUCCCUAUGCACAAACGAUGCAGCCAGGGCUUCUGUCUCCUCUCACCCACUGGGAAUAUCUGUCACUUUACCAGAGAGAAAACUAAGACUGAAUGCAAGCCGUCAAUCCCAGGAGAUCUCCAUUACUUCCAAUACAGUAAUAGAGUGUAGCGUCGUGUCCCAGCACACUCGAAACCUCCAGCUAGCCGUGACUUGGUAUUUUUCUUCCACUUCCACUAGUAUGUCUUGGCUGAAGAUCUUGGAAAUGGACCAAACCAAUGUUAUCAAAUAUGGGGAUGAAUUUCACACCCCACGGAGAAAACAAAAAUUUCACUCUGCGAAAAUUUCCCAGAACUCAUUUCAGCUGCACAUUCUGAGUGUGGAAGACAGUGACCAGGGCGUAUAUUGUUGUGAGGUGGAGGAAUGGCUCCCGUUUACAAAUGGCACCUGGCAGAAGCUUGGAGGCCAGAGGUCAGGACUGACAGAACUGAAGCUCAAGCCCACAGGAAGCAAGAUACAUAUCUCCAGAAUUUACCUGACUGAAAAUGCCACUGAGCGUGGAAAUGUGGACAUCCACUGCAGCCUUGAGGACUCAGGGGGCUCCAGCGCUCUGUACUCUGUGACGUGGUUGUGGAGCCGAGGAGACACCGGGCGUCACAUGCUGGUGCGACUGCAGCACGACGGCUUGCUGGAGUACGGGGACGAGGGGCGCAGGCGACACCUGCACUGCUACCGUUCGUCUCCUACGGACUUCGUCCUGGAGCUGCAUGAGGUGGCGGAGGAGGAUGCUGGGAGGUACUGGUGCAGCGUGGCUGAGUGGCAGCUGCAUGGCCACCCGGGCAAGUGGGUCAGCCAAGUAUCGGAUGAGUCACAGUCAGUGGUGCUCAGAGUGCUGCCAUCAGAGCCCACGUUUCCUGACAGGAUCUGCUCCUCAGCACCUUUACUCUAUUUCCUAGUCAUCUGCCCUGUUGUCCUGGUUGGCCUCCUGCUGCUUUCCCUCCUCUGCUUAUACCAGAAGGCCAGGAAGUUGUCAAAGGAGAGUGUCAGCACACAGCGAGAGUCUCUCUGGGUAGGCAUGAAAGGGGCCGGAGGCUGGACCCCAGACAGGAGAGAAGAGGAAGAGGAAGAUUAGCACAACUCAAUCCUGAGAGGUGCUGCGGCUGGCGUGUGGUGCAACUUUUGAACUGGACUGGCUUGGGCAUGAAAGAAUUGUAAUUGUAAUUCUGUCCUUUACGUGUCUGGGGUUCUGGGCAUGUCACACGGGCUCACGAGGAACAUUUAGUGAGCACGUACGUGCUGCCUGACAUUUAACUGCUUCUCUGUGUAUUAAAUUGCCCACCUGGUGUAGCUUCAGGAGUAGAGACUGUCAUUGUCCUAGCGCCUCCCUCCCACAGCCCAGGCCCUCACACAGCGUAGAGAAGCGGACGAGCUCCUAAGACAGCGUCCGGGAUGGUCCUACACCUCUCCUGCAUCACUGAUCCUCCUGCAAACACCGGCUCCGGGUGAUCUUUUUGCUCGUGAUAAGAAACAUAGGAAUGAGUCUGAUGUCAGCCAGGCAAAAGGAAUUGGGAACACACUCUUGUUUACUUCAAACCUGUCUCUGCAACCAGAACGUAACUUCUUUCCAGGGAGAAAUCCAAUUAUUUUCCCCUCGCUCAUCUACAAAUGUCCACUUGACGGCGUAAGAGUAGGAGAGUCAGU
Molecule: messenger RNA, 3694 nt
Organism: Octodon degus (degu)
Lineage: Eukaryota; Metazoa; Chordata; Mammalia; Rodentia; Octodontidae
Gene: Cd101
Product: CD101 molecule
Exons: 10
Coding region: 75-3125 (1016 amino acids)
Source: RefSeq, a predicted model, not a curated record